AUGUGGGAUGAGAGGUUGUCUGGAAGCUUAGGAGAGGCAGAGGAGGGGCUAAGGGUAUGGGUGGAUCGAGAUGCUCAGAAAGAAGGUUACAGUAAUGGAUUAGGGGAGCACAGCAAGCGACAUGUAAGCAUGAAACGAAACCUCGAGGAGGCUUGCAGCGAUGAACAACAGCAGCAGGAAGGGACUGCUUGCAAGGCGCGCUGUCUCGAUGUCGAGGAGCCCACGGGAGGAGGGAAGGAAGAACCUUGUGACCCGCAUGAUGCUGACGCGAGCAAGAACGCUGCCAAUGGGAUCUACGACGAGAAUGACGAGGCCUUGAAGGGCAAGGACGAUGAAAAGCCGAAGGAUGUAGAGCAGCGCACAACAAACACACUGGAAGAUUUGGAUGUGGAAGCGGCAGCAAGGGAGGUUGAGUCCAAGUGUGGACUGCAGAUUGCUGUGGACAAGACUAGGCUUCAGGUCUGCUGGGAGAUCAACGACGAUGAGGAGGGUGUCAGCGAUGAAGUCUGGUGGGGAUGCACCGUCGCUCACCUCAUGUACAAGCAUGAAGAAUACGGGCCUGUGUGGCUGCUGAAAUAUGACGAGAUGAGCGUGAAAGGAACGCCGUUCCCUGCUGAGGAACGACCAGUUGCUUUCUGCUCCAAGAACCUCCUCGUUGAUAUUCACAGCGGAGAGAGCAAGGAAGGAGGUGGCAACAUCGGACUGAUGCUGUGGAAGAUGGAGAACUCUGACGAAGUGCUCCUUCCUAUCCUCUCUGUACAUGACGCCGUCAAAGUGAAGAUAGAAGGAAAGGAGGAAACUAGAGACGCAGUCAUCACCGGAAUGAAUCUCGAUGGGACAUAUCGUGUG
Guillardia theta CCMP2712 is the source of this 849-nucleotide messenger RNA. RefSeq lists its product as hypothetical. The transcript is spliced from 4 exons. Lineage: Eukaryota; Cryptophyceae; Pyrenomonadales; Geminigeraceae. The record is from RefSeq and is a predicted model, not a curated record. The annotation marks the transcript as partial.